UCAGUGUCUUUCCCUGCGACUGGAUUGGAACUCGCAUUUACUUAAAUUCUUUAGUAAACAGCGAUCAUCUUACGAGGACAGGUGGCCUUAGUACUUCAUUUAUUUUUUUUGUUCUCGUUAGUAGUGUCGCUUGGCGCUUGCUUCAGGACUCAUUGUUAUUUUUUCAAAAAACCGGCGUUGUUUAACAUCAGUUCAAUUCCAAUGCUUAUGUUACGGCAACAGGAUGAAAAGGAACGCAGCUGACUGGGAGCAUGCGGAAAGUACGAAAAAGUCCCUUGGCGUCUGACUACGUCGGUAUCUGGGCGCCUGCGGCAGGGGUGAGGAGUGGAGCUCGGCUCACCCUGGAGCGCAAUCGCCAAGAAGCCAAGGGGCUGUACUACUGGUGUCAGAUUUCUUGAUACAGGCAGAAUCGAUAUUCACCGGUGGAGGAGGCUGAAGAUCUGCAGCAGACGCGGAAUUGCGGAUUACGAACACGACCUUUUUAGCCGGCUGCGACCAAGUAGCUGACAUUGGAAAAAUAUUGAGAAAAAAUCCGCCUUCAAAUAAGCAGAGCGCUUUUGUCGUGUACGACCUGUAUAGUAUCUACAAUACCAGCCUUCGUUGUUGCGCCCGUCCUUCACGCGCUGGAAAAGUGCCGCUUUCAGUAGGGCGCUCGAUUCGAGGCAGGGUAACUUCUGAAUUGGUCGUUGUCCUCCAGAAGGAACGUUUCGGAUUAACGCGCCCGGCGUGCCUGUGGUCUUGUACCAGUAGAGCUGAUCUGCGAGGUCGUCCAAAUCGUCGAGUUUCGUCGAAAUCUCCUGCGCCGGAGACUGACAGAACUAAGCGGAAAUGACGCGUCUACCCUGGGUAGACGCGUAUGACACGCUGGGCGUAUCACUCGACUGCUCGGAAGAGGAUAUCAAAAAGGCUUACAAAAAGUACUAGCUUACAAUUUUUGCUUCAGUUGUUUGUACUUAUUCCAGCAUUUGCUUGGGCAGACUCACGAAUAACUCUUUGCGACUGCACAUGAUUAUGUAUGAAUUCCAUAAAAAUACUUAAAAAACUCUUCUGAGGCAGAGCCUCCGUUUCCACCCGGACAAGCAGGGCGGGGACCAGACGUCGUUCACGCAGUUAAAAGAUGCGUACUAUCGAAAGGGAAAAUCCCCCCUCCCCAUAUCAAAACGGAAUUUCUGAUGCUGGAUUUGUGUACACAAAUCAAAUUUGUAUUGCAGUAGAGGAAUGCACGCAGAUCCUGAGCCUAGGCGGGGGCCUUCUGGUGUAGGCGCCCAGCAUGGCAGACGGCUACCCUGUAGGCCUUACAGCAUCACAAAGCGCCUGCAUAAUGUGGCGGACAGCCUGAGGGUGCCUUCUUGCAAGACAGACCCGAUUUGUGGUCACAAAUCAGCAACGCAAGUUCUCGGAAACAUAGGGAGACUUUUCCCUUUGAUACGUACGACAUCUUGUCCAACGCCGAGCGAAGGAAAGCCUACGACAAGCUCGGGUUUGACAUCGGGCCGGAGCGCAUCGACGACAAGCUCUGGACGCUGGCGACGAGUUUUCUGCUCGGCCCCUACUGCAGCUUUCUCUUCAAUAUCAAGUGCAAAAAUGUCUGGGUCUGGGAGAGUGUAAACUUGUUAUGCAGAUUCUCCAUGGCCCAUGAGGCCUGGAAUGCGGGACUUAGCAUGACAGACUCUGCGAGGGCUCUGCCUUGCCAUUCCUGCAUGAGAAACUCCUUCCCAACUUGGUCGAAAGUGGACAGCUUUUGGCACUCAUGCAACACAGAUUUUUGUAUGCUGCAGAUUUACCAUGACAAGUCACCAUCCUCCAGACCCAGACAUUUUUGCAUUUGAUAUUCAAAGUCUGCAUCGCCGGCGUUAUCUCCUACGUUUGUUCCUUUUACUACCUGUACCUCCUGGCCAUCCUGGUCGAUGGUGGUUUUAUCGGGUUCUGCAUACAAAAAUGCGGGGGGAUUACCGCCAUACGCGAGGGCAAAUUUCUCGUGCAGGCGGGUAGCAUGGACGCCGUCAGCGAGGAGCAACAGCAAAAAUUGAUGUUCCAAGCGAUGGGGCUCUACGCGGGACUCUUUCUGCUGUAUUUAACAUUUUUCCGCAGAAAUGUUUUUUUCGAAAUAAGGCUUUUGCUGCUUCGGACAAAUUUUUGUCAUUGUAACACUACAAACAGAAACUCUGUCUGAAGAUUGACUGUGAGGACAUUGUUCCACGUCAGUUUGUUCUCUGUGAUAUGCAAACCUUAUUUACCACCUCCACUUCAGCUACCUCGGGCUGCAGCUGGUUUCCGUGGUGCUGACCGACACGUUUUUCCUGUAUGCGAUAGUACUUGACGUGUUUGGGUCCGUGAUGCCAAAGGUCACAUCCGCCUUUGUCGCUCUCUUCUUUGGUGUCCUGGUCUUCGCCUGGUUAAUACAGAACUACUGGUAAGAAGUGAGUUUAAAGCUGUGCGGUGCGUCACCCGCCUGAUGAUAGUGCAUUUGGUAAUCUGAAUGUCAAGUACAAGUUUUUAGUUGCAUAGAUGCCAUGCAAAUUUAUAUUUAUCUUAUCAUUAACAUUAUCUACUUUUAUCUAUACUUCAAAUGAAUCUCAGGUUUAGCUUCUACGUGGUUUGCUUUUGCCUAAUGCUAUUUCUAGUAGCCGGCGUGCUGCUAGCAAUUCUGCUCGUGCAUCUGUGGCUCAGCGACAUCGAGCAGGGGGUGGAGCAACGCGUGAAACAGCACCGGACGGACAUGCGGGAACUGAAGAGCAGAGCAGAAUACUAUGAAUUUGAUGAAAAAUAUAACAAAGAAGCUGUACUUAUCCCCGCGCCCCCCAGUCAGAAGGAUAAUUAUGCAUUUUUGCAAAGGUGGUACGUAGGUUCUUGCGUUUCUCUUUCUUUCGCAAAAGGACAACUCUGAGGAUAUUUGAUCCCAUCUUUCUGGGGGUGUCGGGA
Amoebophrya sp. A120 is the source of this 2922-nucleotide messenger RNA. The record is from the annotation of a GenBank genome assembly. NCBI's taxonomy places the organism in Eukaryota, Dinophyceae, Syndiniales, Amoebophryaceae.